AUGACGGAGGCAGAAGACCAUGGCAUUACGCUUCUCGUCGCACAGUACUUCCAGCUGAUAGACCCCAAGGGCCUUGCCAUACCACCGCCAUGCAUUCUCAAACGCCCGUCCGUCCAGGCCCAGAUCUAUAAUGAAAUGUUUGACGAAGACACCUUGUCACCUAUAAUCCCUCCGGCAGGCUACCGGUUACGAGUAUUAAAGAAUAUUGUCACUAGAAUUGAGGCUAGCGAAGAGUGGGACCCAGAGGAAGAUGAAAUAAUCGAGUCUCUAAUGACCGCUUUCACGACGCUCAUGUCUCAACCGCCAGACCCGUCCUAUGCAGCAGACGGAAAAUCUACUCCCCAACUGUCCUUUGUCAAAUACACACUCCCCCAAACACCGCAGUCCCAAGAUUCCGUCGUGACCUCCGAGUCUCGGGGCCUUCUCUACGGGUUUGGCUCAACGGGGUUUCGCACUUGGGAAGCAGCACUGCAUCUUGGCACAUAUCUGUGCUGCACAGAAACCGGCCAGGCGCUCAUACGAGGUAAAAGGGUUCUCGAGCUCGGUGCCGGAACUGGAUUCGUCUCGUUGCUAUGCAAGAAGCAUCUUGAUGCCGAGAGGAUGCUGAUGACUGACGGGAACGACAAGCUGGUUGAGCUAUUUAAUUCGACUUGUUUAAAGGCGAACAAACUCACAGAUGAUGCACACAUACAAGGAAAAGUCUGGGAAUGGGGGACGCCUUUAUUCCAGGAAGAAAGUUCUCCGGAACAGUUUGAUAUUGCAAUUGGCGCUGACGUGACAUACGACACCGCCAUAAUCCCGCUUCUCAUGAACACAGUCUCCACACUAUUCACAUCGCACGGCGUCAAGAAAUUUGUCUUGUCGGCGACGAUUCGGAACAAGGAUACGUUUGGUGCAUUUCUUGCCGCUUGCCGAAAGUAUAAUUUCCGCAUUGCAAAAUUUCCGUAUGAAUCUCCGCCACCGGAGGACCAGAUUGGGUUUUUUCAUGAGACGAGGAUCCGAAUCUGCACUUAUAUGGUUGAGCCGUGA
Messenger RNA from Talaromyces rugulosus, 1029 nucleotides. RefSeq lists its product as uncharacterized. The transcript is spliced from 4 exons. Bases 1 to 1029 code for a protein of 342 amino acids. NCBI's taxonomy places the organism in Eukaryota, Fungi, Ascomycota, Eurotiomycetes, Eurotiales, Trichocomaceae. The record is from RefSeq and is a predicted model, not a curated record.